Molecule: messenger RNA, 1953 nt
Organism: Balearica regulorum gibbericeps (East African grey crowned-crane)
Lineage: Eukaryota; Metazoa; Chordata; Aves; Gruiformes; Gruidae
Source: RefSeq, a predicted model, not a curated record
AUGGAGCAAUUAUCAGAUGAAGAACUUGACCAUGGUGCAGAAGAAGACAGUGAUAAGGAAGAUCAGGACUUGGACAAGAUGUUUGGGGCCUGGCUGGGGGAACUGGACAAACUCACACAGAGUUUGGAUACAGACAAACCUGUAGCACCAGUGAAGAGAUCACCUCUCCGUCAGGAAACCAAUCUUGCCAACUUCUCAUAUCGCUUCUCCAUGUACAAUUUGAAUGAAGCUCUGAAUCAGGGGGAGACUGUGGAUCUAGAUGCCCUCAUGGCUGAUCUCUGUUCCAUAGAGCAGGAGCUCAGCAGCAUUGGGUCUUAUUCAGCAAACAAUGCUGCAGUGAAACGCCUUGCCACAGAACCCAAAGCCCAGAAACCACCUGCUAGCCGACCUUCUACUAAGCACAGCAGCAUGAAAGGAUUAUCCUCCUCAUCUGGUAAGGUGACUAAACCAUCACAUGCCAACAUAUCUUUGGAUGACAUCACUGCACAGUUAGAGAAGGCCUCUUUGAGCAUGGAUGAGGCAGCCCAACAGUCUGUUGCAGAAGACACCAAACCACUAGUUACUGCUCAGCACAGGAGGACAGCAUCUGCUGGCACAGUGAGUGAUGCUGAGGUGCGCUCAAUCAGUAACUCCUCCCGUUCCAGCAUAACCUCUGCAGCUUCCAGCAUGGACUCCUUGGAUAUUGAUAAGGUGACAAGACCUCAAGAACUGGACUUGACAUCACAAGGGCAACCAAUCACUGAGGUAGUGUGUCAUUCUGUUUCUAUGGGACAUUCCAUCAAUCAGUUCAAGCAUCCUAUUAACUUUCCAGAAGAGGAAGCUGAAUUGACUGCUCACUCCUAUUUGGACAGGGAAACCUCCCUCCUUCUGAGAAACAUUGCAGGAAAGCCUUCUCAUUUGCUGACCAAGGAGGAACAGGCUGCUAAACUCAAAGCUGAGAAGAUUAGGGUUGCGUUAGAGAAGAUUAAAGAGGCACAAGUGAAAAAGUUGGUGAUCAGAGUCCACAUGUCUGAUGACAGCUCAAAAACAAUGAUGGUAGAUGAGAGGCAGACAGUGAGACAAGUAUUAGACAAUCUGAUGGACAAAUCACAUUGCGGUUACAGUUUAGACUGGUCACUGGUGGAAACCAUCUCUGAAUUGCAAAUGGAAAGGAUCUUUGAAGAUCAUGAAAAUUUAGUUGAAAAUCUUCUGAACUGGACAAGAGAUAGUCAAAACAAACUAAUGUUUGUGGAACGUAUAGAGAAAUACGCAUUAUUCAAGAAUCCCCAGAACUAUCUUCUGGGGAAGAAAGAAACCUCUGAGAUGGCAGACAGAAAUAAAGAGGUGCUGCUAGAGGAAUGUUUCUGUGGAAGUUCUGUAACCGUGCCAGAGAUUGAGGGAGUUUUGUGGCUGAAAGAGGAUGGUAAGAAGUCUUGGAAGAAACGUUACUUUCUUCUUAGAGCUUCUGGAAUCUACUAUGUCCCUAAAGGGAAAGCAAAGGUCUCACGGGAUCUCAUGUGCUUUCUACAGCUAGAUCAUGUCAAUGUUUACUAUGGACAGGACUAUCGGAACAAAUACAAAGCACCAACAGACUAUUGUUUAGUGCUAAAGCAUCCUCAGAUCCAAAAGAAAUCCCAGUAUAUCAAGUAUCUUUGCUGUGAUGAUGUAAGAACUCUACACCAGUGGAUCAAUGGCAUCCGCAUUGCUAAGUAUGGGAAGCAACUAUACAUGAACUAUCAGGAAGCAUUGAAGAGAACAGAAUCGGCAUAUGACUGGACUUCUUUGUCUAGCUCCAGUAUCAAGUCAGGCUCCAGCUCAUCUAGUUUGCCAGAAUCGCAAUCAAAUCAUUCCAAUCAAUCUGACAGUGGAGUUUCUGACACCCAGCCAGCUGGACAUGUCCGUUCCCAAAGUAUUGUCAGCUCCAUGUUCUCUGAGGCCUGGAAACGAGGCACUCAACUGGAGGAAUCCAGCAAG